Messenger RNA from Nothobranchius furzeri (turquoise killifish), 1191 nucleotides. RefSeq names its product prostaglandin D2 synthase a (gene ptgdsa). Lineage: Eukaryota; Metazoa; Chordata; Actinopteri; Cyprinodontiformes; Nothobranchiidae. The record is from RefSeq and is a predicted model, not a curated record. Gene Ontology annotation, molecular function: small molecule binding.
AGCCCGAGCCAUUCUGACUGCUGCUGCCUUUAGGCUCGGAUCAAAAAGUCCAUCUCAUUCCAGCACAUUCAUCUCACCACUUCAGUCUCAUCUCUACACAGACAUGAGGACCACGGUGAUCUCCGUUGUCAUGGCAAUGAUGUACGUGAUGGUGGCGCCCGCAGCUGUGAAACCGCAAAAAGAUUUUAAUGUGCAGAAGUUUACAGGUAAAUGGUACCGUGUGGGGCUGGCCUACGACUCUCCGGGUUUUGUCCCUCUCAGAACCAUAAUGAAGAUCUCCGUGGGUGUCAUCAGCGUUCUGCCCAACGGCAACGUCAACCUCACCUCUUGGGAAGCCGUACCUGUGGGAUGCUUGACUCAGUCCUACCUGUAUGAAAGAACCAGCAUUCCUGGGCAGUUCACCUACUUCAGCACACGUCAUAACCAAGAGAAGGACAUCACUGUGGUGGAAACAAACUACACUGAAUACGCUUUGGUUGUCAAACACAAAGAGUUUAACAGAGAAUACACCCAGGUGGCACUUUAUGGUCGCUCUUCCAGAGUCCGGGCUGAAGUCAUCCAGAAGUUCAAAGCACUCGCACUAUCUCAAGGCUUCCCCAGAGAGUCUAUUCUAACUCCACCUCCAGCAGAGAACUGUCCACCAGGAUCUGGACGUUAGGUUUCCUGAUUUACUGCGGAUGAAGGAGGCUUCAAUCAUUCAGCAUCAAUCUGAAGCGAUAAUUUCCAUAACUUUGUGGGAAACAAAUGUUCCUAACAGAAUUCGUACUUUGGCAUCAGUAAUUUCUGUAGUUGUUUUUUUUUCAUUCCUUCUAUUCUUAAAGGUGCAGUGUGUAUGAGUAUAGUGAGAAUUUUACAGUGAGAAAAUCCCAAAAGAGUCUAAUGUUACAGUCAUUUAGGAAGGAAGGUUCUACUGAAACAUGUUUCAUAUCCAGCUAGCUGCUGGACUGUCAGUUUUUCUCCCUUCAAAACAAAGGAAGGAGGGACGUAACGACUGUUUACCAUCAGUCAGCGUGGGGUUGCCGUGUCUCCUGCGAGCGAAUACUGCAGCGCCGACAGUUGUAAUUAGACGGCUGGCAAAAAGUUUCAGAGUUGUUUAAAGUGGUUCCAGUAAGCACAUUUUACCACAGAAUGUCAUUUUUACUUUAUUUCUACAAAUUUCAAUAAAAACAAAGAUAUUAAGCAUUUUAUAAA